GCAUCAAUCUCUACAAAGAACCAACAUGUCGACGUUUAAGAUUAUCACGUUGAAGAGCUGCGAUGACAAGAUCUUUAAGGUUGACGAAGCGGUGGCUGUACAGUCACAAAUGAUAGCUCACAUGGUUGAAGAUGACUGUGUCGAUGGUGAAAUCCCUAUUUCCAAUGUCACCGGCGUGAUUCUCGCCAAAGUGAUCGAAUAUUGCAAAAAACAUCUUGUCAACCCCGAUGUCGAUGGUGAUUCAUCUCCUUCCACGGAAGAUGAACUCAAGAAUUGGGAUGCUGAGUUCAUGAAGAAUAUGGAUCAGGAGAUGCUUUUUGCCUUGAUAAUGGCUGCUAAUUAUCUAAACAUCAAGGAUCUUCUUGAUCUCAUUUGCCAAACCAUAGCUGAUAUGAUCAAAGGUUUUUCGGUAGACGAGGUUCGAACAUUUUUCAACAUUAAAAAUGAUUUUACACCGGAAGAAGAAGCAGAGAUUGGCGCCGAAAACGAAUGGGCUUUUGAAUAAUCAUGUAGAUCACUUUGGAUGACUUGUUCAUGACAUUGUCCUCGUGCAAUCUUUUUUAUUUAAUUUUUAUAUAUAA
Brassica oleracea var. oleracea is the source of this 581-nucleotide messenger RNA. Its product is annotated as SKP1-like protein 13. Bases 26 to 505 code for a protein of 159 amino acids. The record is from RefSeq and is a predicted model, not a curated record. Gene Ontology annotation, cellular component: nucleus; cytoplasm. Gene Ontology annotation, biological process: SCF-dependent proteasomal ubiquitin-dependent protein catabolic process. NCBI's taxonomy places the organism in Eukaryota, Viridiplantae, Streptophyta, Magnoliopsida, Brassicales, Brassicaceae. Gene Ontology annotation, molecular function: cullin family protein binding. The transcript has a single exon.